GCCGGCUUUCCCACCACUCAUCGCCUCUGACAUGAUCAAACAUGUUUAAUACCCUAAUUACAGUGAUCGUGGCUCUAUGCCUAUCUGUGUCGUUUACAGGAGUAUUCGCUACGCAACCGGGGGUUGGCGCUCAAGAUGCCCCAAACGGAGGUGGGCAAAAGAAACCGCUGAGCCAGUAUACACGAGACAUACACGACCAGUGUCAAAAUAUUCAGAUACUCCCGUUGAGAAACAUACAGAAUAUUCCACCAGCACCAGGCAGGCCUGAGGAUAGAUUUGCACUAGAACAUAGUGAAAUCAAUGUGACAGACGUCCAACCACAGCCACCCCCUCCAGCAAGGCUAGUGGCAAGCUGUGGAUCCCCCAGUCGACGACGCAGGACGGAGCUACGCUUAGAUAACUGUCUGGGUUGGGAUGCAGCGGGUGAAAGACUUAUCGCACAACCGAAGUAUAACCAUUCCCGUCCAUUCGCGGUGCACAGCGGAUAUUGACAACUGUAGUGGGUACGGACUGCAAAGAGGUGGCUGCUGGGGUUGUAAAUAUUUCCCAAUCUCCAGGGCGAAAUUCCGCGUCGUAUGUUUUUGUGACAAUGUGACCCAAGGUCUCAUGACGGUUAUCCCCGGGAUUGAUAGGAUGGCGGCUGGGAAGACCUUCGCUCAAGGU
Aspergillus caelatus is the source of this 663-nucleotide messenger RNA. RefSeq lists its product as uncharacterized. The coding region runs from base 42 to 491 and encodes 149 amino acids. Lineage: Eukaryota; Fungi; Ascomycota; Eurotiomycetes; Eurotiales; Aspergillaceae. The transcript has a single exon. The record is from RefSeq and is a predicted model, not a curated record.